AUGGGCAACCAGCAAUCAAAGGACAAGGACGGCAGGGUCAGUAGCAAUGGCUCUUCAACUCCUACAGGUCCCAGCCUGGACUCCUACCCGUCCUUCAGCAAGUCGGACACCAAAGAAUCAUCGCGCUCUUUCAGAACCGCGUUGCGGACCAUGCCCAAAAUCCCGGGAAAGAGCUCAUCAGACAGUCCACGAGCGUCGAGCACACACCUAGCUGGGGACCCAUCCACAACGAGUGUGGACAAGAGUGACUCGGUCUCUGUCAAGUCGGCUGCCAGCGGAAAGUCGUCGCAGAAGCAUUCGCGAGGACCGGCUUCAAUCUCAGAGUCACACCGUGCAAGUCUUGCUGAGGAGGGCGAGCAGCAGCCGCCACCUUCACCGACCAUGUCAAGCUCUGUUGGCGCUGGGCACAGCGACAUGGCGGAGGCACAGCGCAGCGGAGAGGUCGACGCCAUUUCCGACGCCCCUCCACAGGGCAACACAUACCACAUGGCACAGAACAAGGAACCAACGGGAUCUAUUCUGGUGAGGAAGGCUUCAUCGGGUAGCCCAACCGCUGGAUCCGCCAGCGCAGGUGCACUCAGCAUCGCAGAACUUCCAUCAUCCCUUGGAUCGAUGGACAUUGGCGCGCUGAAGACUGCCGAUUUGGACGAGUUCAUCAGGCGGCUUGUAGAUGCAGCUUACUCUGGAAAGAUCACCAAGACAGUAUGCCUUAAGAACGCCGAGAUCACAGCAAUCUGUAACGCUGCCCGGGAACUGUUCUUGUCUCAGCCGGCAUUGCUCGAGCUUUCGCCGCCGGUCAAGGUUGUUGGCGACGUGCACGGCCAGUAUGCGGAUCUGAUCCGCAUGUUCGAGAUGUGUGGUUGGCCUCCUGACAGCAACUACCUCUUCCUUGGCGACUAUGUCGAUCGUGGCAAGCAGAGCUUGGAGACCAUUCUUCUGUUGCUGUGCUUCAAGCUGCGAUACCCGGAGAACUUCUUUCUGUUGCGAGGCAACCACGAAUGCGCCAACGUCACACGAGUAUACGGCUUCUACGACGAGUGCAAGAGGAGGUGCAAUGUCAAGGUGUGGAAGACUUUUGUCGACACCUUCAACACUUUGCCGAUUGCGGCCAUUGUGGCUGGCAAGAUCUUCUGCGUGCACGGCGGUCUAUCCCCAUCGCUGACUCACAUGGACGACAUUCGAAACAUCGCCCGUCCUACAGACGUUCCGGACUAUGGGCUCCUGAACGAUUUACUGUGGUCGGAUCCGUCGGACAUGGACUCGGAUUGGGAAGCCAACGAAAGAGGCGUGAGCUAUUGCUUUGGAAAGAAGGUCAUUAUGGAGUUUUUGCAGAAGCAUGAUUUCGAUUUGGUGUGCCGAGCGCACAUGGUCGUUGAAGAUGGAUAUGAAUUUUUCAACGACAGGAUUCUGGUUACCGUCUUCUCGGCACCAAAUUACUGCGGCGAAUUUGAUAACUGGGGAGCUGUCAUGAGCGUCUCGGGCGAACUGCUGUGCUCAUUCGAAUUGCUAAAGCCGCUAGACUCCAGCGCGCUCAAGAGUCACAUCAAGAAAGGACGAAACAAACGGCAAAGCAUGUUGAACAGCCCGCCAGCGAACCAAUUCCCACAGAGCUACUAG
Messenger RNA from Ramularia collo-cygni, 1617 nucleotides. RefSeq names its product probable serine/threonine protein phosphatase-z-like. Gene Ontology annotation, cellular component: nucleus; cytoplasm. The coding region runs from base 1 to 1617 and encodes 538 amino acids. Gene Ontology annotation, molecular function: protein serine/threonine phosphatase activity. The record is from RefSeq and is a predicted model, not a curated record. The transcript has 3 exons. Lineage: Eukaryota; Fungi; Ascomycota; Dothideomycetes; Mycosphaerellales; Mycosphaerellaceae.